ACACGAUUUUUUUUGUGUUAGAUAUUGAGCUACGUUAUUCAAAAGUUUCAAAAGCUUAUAAUAUCUAUCCUUGCUAUAUUUAGAUAUUCUUAAUAUAAAUUUCAUUAAAAAAAUUCCAGAAAUUAAAAGUACUUAAAAUCUAAUAUCGUUAAGGCUACAAAGAACAUGGAGAUGAUAAUAAAUGGGAGCAAUUUUAAAUCAAAAUAGAGUUGAAUAAAACCGAUCGAAAAAUUCAAAUAACUAUAUAUUUAUGAUGAAAAAGGAAAUUUGAGAGGAGAUUGUAAAGUAAAGAAGUUCAUUGAUGGUAGCAAAUACUAAGGAUAAUUAUCUAAUGAUAAAGGAGCGGUACAUAAAUAAUUUGAUAUAGAUUAGGGUAUGGAAUAUAUUAUAUUACUAUAAUAAUGGUGAGAUCUUUAUAGGUUAAUGGUUUGAUGAUAAUUUUAAUGGUUCAGCACUCAUUUUAUUGCAGAUGGUAUUAGAAUUAAAGAUCUCUAGGGGAAAGAUAUUCUGGAGUAUUGUCCAAUUGUUUUAAACAUAGACAUAGAAAAUAUUAUUAUUUGACUGAAAUUACUAAUGAUGUAGAUUCGGUA
This is a messenger RNA of Paramecium octaurelia, 590 nucleotides long. The record is from the annotation of a GenBank genome assembly. Lineage: Eukaryota; Ciliophora; Oligohymenophorea; Peniculida; Parameciidae.